Messenger RNA from Ilex paraguariensis (yerba mate), 390 nucleotides. The record is from the annotation of a GenBank genome assembly. NCBI's taxonomy places the organism in Eukaryota, Viridiplantae, Streptophyta, Magnoliopsida, Aquifoliales, Aquifoliaceae.
AUGGCCCAUCAAACUAGUUGGCUUCUUCCAUCUCCAAGUCUUCAUAAAGGAAUUUGUGACUUUUUCUUGAACUCAUUUUAUAAUGUCCACAGAAAAGCUAUUUGUACAAAGAAGGGCUUGUUCACAGUUCCAAGAAUUGAGAAGCUGCACAACAAAUGGAGCUUACUCGAUCAAUUUUCCACCUGCAUACACAAUCUUCUCAACAUAAAGAAUCAAUUCCACUUUUCUUUCCUUCAGGAAAAAGCAACUUCACUCAUAAUAAUGCAAGACACUAUGGCUGCAGGGAUUCUAGAAGCAAAAAUAUGUCCCCGACCACUCACGCCGAAAGAUUCUGACAUAUUCAAUCAAAUGUCAAAAUCACAGAACCCAAACAGUACAAUCCAAUUCUAA